This is a messenger RNA of Fomitopsis serialis, 882 nucleotides long. RefSeq names its product inositol phospholipid synthesis and fat-storage-inducing TM-domain-containing protein. The coding region runs from base 1 to 882 and encodes 293 amino acids. The record is from RefSeq and is a predicted model, not a curated record. The transcript has 2 exons. Lineage: Eukaryota; Fungi; Basidiomycota; Agaricomycetes; Polyporales; Fomitopsidaceae. Gene Ontology annotation, biological process: lipid storage; phospholipid biosynthetic process; lipid droplet organization. Gene Ontology annotation, cellular component: endoplasmic reticulum membrane.
AUGCCCGACCCCCGAAUAGCUGCCCUCCUCACCAUCACUGCCAUCGUCGGCUUCGGCACGCUCUCCUCCAUCGUCAACAACUCCUACCUCGACACCUCCAACCCCCUCCUCACCGCCCUCCCCCAUCCGCUCCACGCGACGCACUACUUCGCGAACAAGAAGAACGUUCUCAACGUCUACUUCAUCAAGCGCAUAUGGGGCUGGACGACCCUCGCCUUCGUCUUGCUCUUCUUCACCUCCCCGCCCACGACACGCAAGCUGCGAAGGCUCGCGCAAUACGCCGCGGCCACGGCCGUCUGGCUCGGCUUCACGAGCUGGUUCUUCGGCCCCGCCGUGCUCGAGCGGCUCAUCGUGAGCACGGGCGGCGAGUGCGUCGUGAACCUCCCGAGCGGCGAGGUCGUCGGCGUCCCGACCGAGUUCUGCUACACCAAGUCGACCAUCAGCGCCGGGACCCAUGCGAGCCUCUUCUCCGCGAUGGUCGUCCUCCCUGACAAUGACUUCCACGUCCGGCCGAGGCUCCGGAGGGGCCACGACGUGUCGGGCCACAUAUUCCUCCUCACGAUGUCGAUCCUGUUCCUCGUGGACCAGCUCCGCUCGUCGUUCGCGUCGUCAUCGCCCAGCGUAGACAGGCGGUGGCCGCCGAACCACAAGUACGCCGUUGCCUUCAACGGUCUCAUCAUCCUCUUGGCCAUGUUCGCGUCGUACACGACGAGCGUGUACUUCCACACUCCGUUCGAGAAGUUGACAGGCUACUUACUGGGCGUCGCUGGAUUUGCAGUGACACAGAUGCCUAUGUUGCGCUUCAAAGCCGACCCCGCUGUAUCGUCGGCGCGUCGCAACCUUGCUGGCCGAACAAAUGCAGCCAAAUCGAGACGAGACUGA